Molecule: messenger RNA, 1864 nt
Organism: Scleropages formosus (Asian bonytongue)
Lineage: Eukaryota; Metazoa; Chordata; Actinopteri; Osteoglossiformes; Osteoglossidae
Gene: golm1
Product: golgi membrane protein 1
Exons: 11
Coding region: 225-1448 (407 amino acids)
Cellular component (GO): Golgi apparatus
Source: RefSeq, a predicted model, not a curated record
GACACAUCGAAGUAGACGGAACGCGCUUAUCUGUUCGCGGCUAUGGAGUCUCGAUAGGUGGACAGCUUUGUGCAGUAGAAGACUGAAAACGCAGAAGCGGAACAUUCCUUUCAGGCACCACUUUGGACCUCCGUGUUCCUGUUUAGGUCCUGCUGAAUCAAGCAUCCCUGUCUGUGGUGGUCCCCAGCCUGUCUCCUGGCCGUCUCCUCAGACGCUGGUCUGUCAUGGGGGCUCUGGGUAACAGUCGCCGAGGUGGAAGGACACCACCCCUCCUGAUAGGAGCUUUGAUUGCCUGCAUCAUUGUGCUGGGUUUCAACUACUGGGUGUCAAAUUCGCGGAAUGCGGAGCUUCAGACAAAGCUGUAUGAGCUGGAGGGGAUAGUGAGGCGUGCUGUAGCAGAGCGGGGUGCUGUUGAGAAGAAGAAGAAUGAGUUCCAGGAUGAGCUGCGGAGACAGGGAGAGCAGAUCACCCGCAUCGAGAACCAGCACAGCAGUCAGCUGGAGGAGGCCAGAGCAACCUGGAAGGAGGAGAAGGAGAAACUGCUUCUGAACAUCUCUUCCAGUACCAAGACUAUUUUGACCAUAAAAGGUCAGUUUAAUGAACUAUCUGAAAAUCUGGAGAAGAUACAGAAGAAACUUCAAGAUUGUGAGAAGACUGACAGCUCUCUCAAAAAAAGAAUAACUGAGGAGCAGGCACAAUGCAAAUCUCAGCUCCAGAGUGUGAAAGAUGAAUGUACUGCUAAGUUGGCUGCCACCAAACAGAAAGCAGAGCUCAUGACAAAGAACAACAACUCGCCUUUGCCAACCCAUUCACAGGAACCCCCCACGCCCCCAGAAGCUAAAGCCACAAAGGAAGAAGAUGCAAUGAAGAAGCCUGAACAGGGUAACCCUGAGAAGGGGUCUGCACAGAAGCAGAAAGAGGAGCGCAGCUCUGUGCAAGCACAGGGCCAGCCGCUGUCAGAGAACAUCAAACUGCAAGAGCUGGAAAACAAUGAGAUUAUUGAGGCCAAAGAGGUUGAAAUCCAGGCCCCAAACCCAGAGAAGGAUGCCAGUAAUUCAAAUGGUAGACCAGUAUCUGUGUCCAUAGAUGCCAAGGCAGUGGACAAGGGUGCUGUGGAACUUGGGAACAAAGCAGCCAACAGCACAGAGGGAAAUGAUCUGGAGGUGUUUGAUAUACAUGGGACAGAUUUCAAGGCUGAGGACACCGAGGAUGGCAGAGUCCAAGAGAAGGCAGUGAAGGAGGAGGACAUUGCGGAUUAUAACGGAGAUGAGCAGAACAUUGGCGAGUCUGAGGUGGACAAAGAGGUCCAGCUCACUGGGAAUGCAGGUAAAGAGGAGGACAAGGUACAACUGGAGGCAGAUGUAGAAGGGCCUGCAGACUAUAAUGGUGACGAGGAUAAUGAGGGCGAGUUUGAGGCAGACAAACAGAUGGAACUCUCAGAAAUGUGAAAGGACACAGCACAAACCGUUGUAAGCAGCUGCUGGUGACGGUGUGAUCUGAGAGGAGAGGAUCAGACACGGGGACCCUGUGAACUGAUUUAGGAGACAGGCUGUGUAAUGACGGGAUCGGCACCAUGAGCACACAGCAUUUGAUUAUGAAGGACCUGAGCUCCUAGUUGAACUCCAGGAAAAGGGUUUGAAUGUUACUAAAAGCAAAGUUAUUCUUGUUCUUCCAGCUGAAGUAUAACGCUAAUUAUUUUGCCUUAACUUUCUGGAUCGUCCAAAAUGAAUGUAUUUUUUCUUUUUUUUUAAACAGGGAUGUAGCAACAACUUUUUUUUGUUUUAAAAGACUGCUGUAAAACCCGAAGAUGAACUUGGUGUAUUGAGAAAUGCAGUUCUGAUGUUCUUACGAGGGACUGUCCUUU